CAGUAAACAUCUCAGUCGACAGUAACUAAAAGGGUUAGUCACCCUUGGUUUUCCAUCAGCACCCGAGUUUCAGCUGCAAGUAGAGAGAGGUGAAUCGUGUGGCAUGAAGGGCUGAUUAUUUCUUCGGAGGGGUCUGGUUCCAAAAUACACCAUUCACAGGUACUUGUUACCAAUCCGGAGCUAGCUUUACGGUCAUGUGACGAAACGGAAUGCAAACUCUUUUGUCUACGGCUCGGCUGGUGUCCCUUGAAAAAAAUCUGACCCAGAAAUGUGGAAAUUUUCCCCAAAAUGGAGUACACAGGCCCGAUGAGAACUUCACAGGUGGUGUUCAAGUCUGUGAAGAGCACAAGGACGCUUGACGCGGGAGGACUUGAUCUCCAAGAGUGAUCCCAGCAGGACUCUGAUACUUGAAAGGUGUAAAGUUGUCCCCCUCGCCUGAGCCAUGCACGCACCCAGGCGGAGAAAAAAGCGUCCCGCCGCCAACCUCAAGUCGGUAGAAGUGUCCCGGGGCAGGGGAGGGUACGGCUUCACCCUCUCGGGACAGGUACCAUGCAUGUUGAGCUGCAUCGUCUCGGGCAGUCCGGCCGAGCGGGCCGGACUCCGUCCCGGGGACUACGUGAUGGCAGUCAACGGGGAGAAUGUUGCCAAGCUCCCGCACGAGAUCGUGGUGAGGAUGAUCGGCGGCUGUAAGGGCAUCCUACGACUGAGUAUCGCACAGAGACACGGGGACGACUCCGAGAGCUCUGAGGACGAAUGGUUCGCGACCCGACCGGGUAGACCUGGGAGGGACAGGUCAGCUGGCAGGUAUCCAAAUGUAAGCCGAGCAGAGAAAGUUGUUGAGGACAUUGUGUCUGGUGCACUCUUCGCCUCCAGCCCUCAGACUCAGCAACUCCUGUCUCCUCUUGCCCCUGUCACACACUUUACCUCAGAAAUACCUGAAGAAGUCAACAGGUCAAAUGGACAGGACCCUCCUCCAGCGGUGCGACCUAAAGCGCCCAGGGUACAUCCGUCCGGCAUGGCGUCAGAUUCUUCCAACUAUGACGGGUGUAACGACUCUUCCAGGGACCAGCAUCUACGGAGAUCCCGUAGUCAGCCAUCAAUGAACGAACGGGAAGAUAAGGGGAGAACAGACCAAGAGGGAGAGGCUUGGAACCCUGCAAUGUCUCCUGAUCUGAGACCAGAAGAGGUGGCAUGUAUAGAGGCUGACCAGGAACACUGCUUCCUAAGGGUCAUAGUAGGGUACCUUGGCUCUAUAGAGAUGCCAAGAGAAGGGAACUCGGCUACUGUGAGUAUGCAGAACAUCCGCAGCUGUGUACGGAGGUUGAGAAUGGAACAGAGAAUACAUACCCUGGUCCUGAUGGAAGUGAGAGAAGGGAGUGUAAGACUACGGAAUAACAAUGGUGAAACUAUUGCCAUAUACCCAGUGGAAAGACUAGCAUUCAGUGGCGUCUUCCCAGAUGAUAAGAGGUUCUUUGGUCUUGUCACGACGAGGGGUCUGGAUGAGGAGAGCUGCUAUGCAGGAAGUGAGGACGAACGGUCGCUAAAUGUUGGUACAUCUUGCCACGUCUUCAUGGUAGACCCUGAGAUAAGUGCACACAACAUUCAUGCUCAGAGAGCGCAGGAAUUCUCUAUAACGUGCACUACAAACCCAGAAACAGGAGGGUGUGAGGAGUUCCCACGUUCAGCGCGUCCUCUCCUACGUACAGUGGGACUGCUGUAUGGGGAGAGAGGUAACGAUGAGGGCACGUUGACACGCGAGAUUGAAAUGGCCCGAUGGCAAGCCUUCCCAGACCAAGAUGCCUUCCACGCGCCGCCAAGGCGGAGUAAUAGCAAUAGCAGCAACAGUGACAGUGGGAUUGGUUACUGGAAAGAGGAGGGAUACAGAGUGAACAAUGACAGUGUGUAUGUUGUUGAUCUCAGCAGCGAUGAGUAUGGCAUGAUGCAGGUCAGGAGACCAAAUGCUCAGCAACAGAACAGGCAGCCAGUUAGAGGUGCGGAGGGUCCCCAAAACCGGGGGACAGAAAAUUCCCCGACGUCCAAUGGAUUGGCAAACGGAAAACAUUCCAAACUGUCCCCACGCGUGAGGACGGAUAUCCCACCACAUUUGAACUUGUCACAGAGACGAGGCCACCAAGGGCAGGCCAGCUUCCAGAACAGGACUAGCCCGUCCCAGAACAGUCACGGCCCUGCCAGACACCCGUCGGCACACCAGAGCAGACCCCGCAUCCCCCCCUCCCCGUCUCCGCACGUGGAGAUGUGGGACCAGCUGGUGCAGCAGCAGGUUGGGAGGAUGAGAGACGCACGUGCGUACAACUACAGCUCCAGCGACUCCAACUCACCGAUCAAAGACCGCCCUCCACCUAUCCCACCCAGGAGAGGUCCAUCUGCACGACCACAGGGCAGCAACAGCAAUAGACAAAAGGGUGCUCCGUCCUCAGGAAAGGCAGCCCAGCCACCACGGAUGCAGAACUCACAACAGACACAGUCUCACGAGUCUCUUGCAGUCUCCGAUGGAGAAGUGGCGCGUCCCCACGGUGCGUCGGGAAAGCUGCACCCCAGCAGCAGUGUCAGCAGCCUGGCCAGUAACACCAGCACACACAGCGUUCCUGAGGCACAUGUAGCAGGGGCGGCCAGCGCCACCGCCACCGGACGUGUGGCCAGCUGGGCAGUCAGCUUUGACCGCUUGUUACACGACCCUGCAGGGCUGGCAUGCUUUACUGAAUUCCUGAAACAAGAAUACAGCGAGGAAAACAUCGUAUUCUGGACUGAAUGUGAGAAAUUCAAAGCAAUCACAGAUCAGCAAGAGAUGGUGACCCAGGCACAGGUGAUCUACAGCACACACAUGUCCAGUAAGGCGUCCAUGCCGGUGAACAUCGACAGCCAGGCCAGGCAGAUGGUGGACGAGAUGCUGGGCUCUCCCGCACACGACAUGUUCAACCUCGCACAGCAGCAGAUAUUCCAGUUGAUGAAAUUCGAUAGCUACUCCCGCUUCCUAAAGUCACCUUUGUACCAAGACUGCAUGUUGUGUGAUGUGGAGGGACGACCUUUGCCCUAUGACCUGGCGUCCAACAGUGGGUCAGACGCUGAUGAUACAGCGAGCAAGUCCAGCAAGGAGAGCCGAGGCCAGAAGUUAUGGAGGAAGGUGCGUGAAAAUGCUGUUGAUCUGACUGGGGAUGGCACUGAGAAGAAACGCAGGUCUUUACUACCGUGGGCAAGAGGUAAGCACUCUAAGAGAAACAUGAAGUUCCAACCUGAUGUGGACAGGAGAAGCAGUAAAGGUGGAUCAUCAGGUUCUGUACAGGUCCUAGACGGACACCUGAGUGACAACAGUAGCAGCCGUCGCAGCUCCCUCGCAAGUACAGACUUAGAUGUCCUGCACCAGAAGGCCAUGUCUGCUGAGUCCUUGGAGACUUCCCAGUUGAACGAGAGUGCAGUAGCGGAUCCCCGGCAGUCUUACAAGUUCUGCCGAGUCCUGUUGCCUGAUGGAUCCUCCACCGUCAUCUACGCCAAGCCAGGACAGACAAUACGGAGUGCCCUCAGCAAGCUGUGUGAGCGGCGUCAGCUGCCCAUGGCAGCAGUGGAGGUUUACCACUUGGCAGACGACAAACCGGUUGAUCUGGAACAGGACGUGUCUGUCUUGGGAUCUAAGGAGAUCAGGGUGGAACAAAGGGUGCUGUUCAAGUUGGACCUGCCCUCCCUUGGCAAGUUCUCUCUCCGUGUGAAGGUAAAACCAACCAAACCUGUGGCUGAGGUGAUGAGGACGGUCCUCAACAAGUACAGCCUCAGGCUGGAGGAGGCCAUCAUCAGACUGGAUGGAAAUGCCCUUCCCCUUGACCUUGGCAUCCCCGCUGCUACGCUGGAGAACCAGAAGGUGAUUGUGGAGCCCACCAGUCAUGUUGCAGGGACAAAGUACUCUGUACCAGGGAAACUCCCACUGCAGGCAGACACCAGACAUCUGGAGCCAGACAGGACAUCCAGUUCGUACAGCUUAGUCAGAAGAAACACAACGGGUACCGAGGAAAUCACCAGGAAAAGUAAAGACGGGGGAAAUUCCACUUCCAAUGGUCAGAGCUCGGACAGACUUCCCAGGAAGACACGGCCAGUGCAAGGGUCGGACACGGAAGGUAAAGGAGACCUGUUUAUGAUGCUAUCUCGUGCCAGCCGCAGUAGGAUGGAAGACCAGCGGGGGGCCUCUCUUUCCAACUUGGAACUUCCGGAUUUCCUCAAGCCAAAGAAAAGUGGCCAAGACUCCACCAGCAUUGGGACCAACAAAAGCAACCCUUCCUCCGCCGACUCCCACCGUAAGUCCUCCAUGUUUAAGGACAUGUACGAGGUGCCUGAGUUCCUGAGGGAAGGUCUGAACAGCACCAACCAGAGCUUCUCUGGUGUUUAUCCGUCACAAGUACAGGCCGACCACUACUUCAAGGGGCACAACGCUGACGACUCCUUCUUGCCAAACCAUUCGUACAUGGAUGAGUCAGGAAACAUGUCCAUGUUCAACGACUCGGCCUACAUCACCAUUUCUCCAGAGAAACAGAGGAAACCUCGCCCCAAAUCUGCCACCCCCAACCUGUCCUUCAGCACAUUCCGCCCGGACUCCAGCCCCGUCAACGUUCGCGCUGCGCACGCUGCCUACACGCAGCUGACCAAGUCUCACAGCGAGGACUCCAUUCUCAACACCACCGUCGUGGAAAACACACUGGACCUGUCAGGAGACGGGCGGCAUGGGCUGGCGCGAGCGUACGGAACCACAGAUCUAGAUAGAACGUUAGUGGAGGAUGAAGCUCUGCAGGACAGACCGUCCGUAGACGGAGUACCUCCCAGUUACACCAAUGCUAACUCAGUGCCAAAACCGGGGGUUGCUUACUCGCCAAAUUCAGACUCCACCGAUAUAGAGCCACACAACUGUAGUGCUGGAUCGGAAUCCUUGCCCCCCUCCCCCAUGUUGCCCUCCCCAACAACCCACGAGCUCCUCACCACUCCAACACCCAGGCAGAAUGCUAAUUUACACAAUACCAGCAAUAACAGCAUCGAUGGCAGCGUCAGUGCACUGCAAAGUAGAACUCGAGCCGGUAUCUGUGUGUCUGACAAAACAGCAAGAAGAACUGUGGUCUCCACAACACAGGACGGGGACAAAUUACGUGUGACAUUCGUAUGAUUCCUGCUGGAGAAAUAUCUAGUUUAUUACUGUGAGUUAGUAGUGAGCAUGCAUCGAGACUUGCCCCAACAGAUUAUAGCUAUAGCUAAAGGUGCCUACGUGAAACAUGGAUAAUAUUAGUGUGCUACCUUUUAUGGAAAUAUUUAACCAUGAAAAGUGCCAUGGUCUGAGUCUUGCCAGUAAGCCAUGUUGUAAACCGGUCCAUCGGCCUGUUGGUACAUUGUUCAUCCAAGAAUUCUAGAUUUGAAUUUUAGUUUUCUUUUGUUUUAAAUCAGUGUAGUACCAGGUGAGAUUUUAUGAACACUUGACAGGGAGAUUCACAGAUACCUUUUUAAUAGUGCAUUGUGCAAAGUGAUGGCACAAAGUAAUUUCAAUCAAAAUGCAACCAAUAGACAAUUGCAACAUUCUUUGUUCAUUUUUGGUGUUAAAAAGUUUACUUCUACAACCUAUAAUAAUUAUUAUUGUAGCAUGCAUUGCUUUCAAACAUCCUAUCUAUAGGAUGAUAAUGACAUGUACAUGACAGUACUUUUCACAUUUACAUGUAUUUGCAUUGCCAGCUUUAACAUGUCUAUUUGCAACAUUGUAUUCCUUGGAACACAUUUACUGGGCUGAGUUAAAAACAAUUCACUAGGUAUGUUCAAAGUGAGCUGUGUACAGAAUUGUCAGCAUUUCUGUUGAUCCUUGACGAUGUGUAAAAAUUCCCUUCCAAAAAGUUAGUCAAAAAUGUAGUGCCUUGUUCUGAAUUAGAUACAAGAAUUGUCCAUAUCUACAAGGUAUAGCAGUACUAGAUCUGCCACUGUGUUCAGGAAAAACUUAUGAAAACUGUGUACUACAUGUAAGCUAGAAUAGAAAUAAUACAGUUAGAAUACUGGAAAUACUGUGCAAGAUGCAGCUCUGUGGUUCAUGUAGUAUUGUUGUCAUUGUACAAAUGUAUUACUAGUGAUGUUUCAAUGCUGCCCAAAUGUAGCUAUAAUUGUACAAACUGUACAUGUACAAAUUCAAGUAGUGUUCUAAGACUUGGGAAGUUUUUUUCUGGCAUAUGCUGGCUCUUGCUGGGUAAAUGUUGGUACAUGUAUACCAGUAUCUUAUGCCAUUGCCAUUACUACUAGCAUUUUACUGGGAUGUUGUUUCAGUGUGAUUUUUAUAUCAUCAUGUUACACAUAACAGGCAUUUGCACAGGAAGAAAAGCAAUAUUGGAGUUAUUUCCUGAACAGUGAUUUUUCAGGUCUUGCCCAUCCGUAUCUGUGUAGGAGUACUCCUAGACAAUGUUUUAACAACUACUGGUUUUAACAUAUGUUUGAUUGCCUACCAGUUAUCUUGUAGUCUUUUAUUGAUUAGUGUUUUAAUGUUUGUCUACAGUUUGGCAGAAGAAAGAUUUCUUAGCUUGAUAAAGCGCUGUAGUUUUGAAUUGCUGUACAUUCUUCAUUAUGUAGAGCAAUACUUUUAUGUCAGCCAAGAUAUUUUUAAUUUACGUCAUACUUGGAAAUGUACAUUUCUUGUGUAUAAUGAUAUAUAUGUAUAAAGUAUGGUAUGUACAUUUUCGUAAGUAUGAAUGUGACUAGGUAUAACCUGUACAUUUUGUAACCAAAAAAGACACUUUGUAGAGUAUACUAAAUUAUAAAA
Molecule: messenger RNA, 6781 nt
Organism: Branchiostoma belcheri (Belcher's lancelet)
Lineage: Eukaryota; Metazoa; Chordata; Leptocardii; Amphioxiformes; Branchiostomatidae
Product: regulator of G-protein signaling loco-like
Exons: 18
Coding region: 443-5158 (1571 amino acids)
Biological process (GO): signal transduction
Molecular function (GO): protein binding; GTPase activator activity
Source: RefSeq, a predicted model, not a curated record